CCUCCUCCCCGCUCUCCCUCGCGCUCUGGGCUCCGCUCCUCUCUGCCGCUCUCCCUCUCCUCGGGCGGAGUCGCCCACCGCUGCCAGCCCCGUGUAGGGGGAACCGUUCCAGGCUGCAGCCGCAGGACCCCGGCAGCCCUCAUGGCAGCCUUGGCCUUGGUGGGGGCCGCGCUCCUCCUGGGGGCUCCCCCAUGCUCAGGGGCAGCCACCCCAACCCCCUCCCUGCCGCCUCCGCCGGCCAAUGACAGCGACACCAGCACAGGGGGCUGCCAGGGCUCCUACCGCUGCCAGCCGGGGGUGCUGCUGCCCGUGUGGGAGCCGGACGACCCAUCGCUGGGGGACAAGGCAGCACGCGCUGUGGUGUACUUCGUGGCCAUGGUCUACAUGUUCCUGGGCGUGUCCAUCAUCGCUGACCGCUUCAUGGCGUCCAUCGAGGUCAUCACGUCCAAGGAGAAGGAGAUCACCAUCACCAAGGCCAACGGCGAGACCAGUGUGGGCACCGUUCGCAUCUGGAACGAGACUGUGUCCAACCUCACACUCAUGGCCCUGGGCUCCUCGGCGCCCGAGAUCCUGCUGUCCGUGAUCGAGGUCUGCGGCCACAACUUCCAGGCAGGCGAGCUGGGCCCAGGCACCAUCGUGGGCAGCGCCGCCUUCAACAUGUUCGUGGUCAUUGCCGUCUGUGUCUACGUCAUCCCUGCAGGCGAGAGCCGUAAGAUCAAGCACCUGAGGGUCUUCUUCGUCACCGCCUCUUGGAGUAUCUUCGCCUAUGUCUGGCUUUAUCUCAUCCUUGCUGUGUUCUCCCCAGGUGUGGUCCAGGUGUGGGAAGCGCUGCUGACCCUCAUCUUCUUCCCGGUGUGCGUGGUGUUUGCCUGGAUGGCGGACAAGCGGCUGCUCUUCUACAAGUACGUAUACAAGCGCUACCGCACCGACCCGCGCAGCGGCAUCAUCAUCGGCGCUGAGGGCGACCCACCCAAGAGCAUUGAGCUGGACGGCACGUUCGUGGGCGCCGAGGUGCCGGGGGAGCUGGAGGGCGCGGGCGAGGACGAGGACGACGGCGCCAGCCGCAUCUUCUUCGAGCCCAGCCUGUACCACUGCCUGGAGAACUGCGGCUCCGUGCUGCUGUCCGUCACCUGCCAGGGCGGCGAGGGCAACAGCACCUUCUACGUGGACUACCGCACGGAGGACGGCUCGGCCAAGGCGGGCUCCGACUACGAGUACAGCGAGGGCACGCUGGUGUUCAAGCCGGGCGAGACAGGGAGACCGGCCCUGGAGACGGGGCGGAGCCACACUGAGCCUGACCGGAGAAAUAGGAGCUUGACUGGGCGAAGGCGCCGGCUGCGGGAAUGGGGCGGGGUCUGGUGGGGCGGUGACCCUGAAUCGAAGCGGAAAACGCUCCAGGUGAAGAUCGUGGACGACGAGGAGUACGAGAAAAAGGAUAACUUCUUCAUCGAGCUAGGCCAGCCCCAGUGGCUUAAGCGAGGGAUUUCAGCUCUGCUGCUUAACCAAGGAGAUGGAGACCGGAAGCUCUCGGCGGAGGAGGAGGAGGCCCGCAGGAUAGCAGAGAUGGGCAAGCCGGUCCUCGGGGAGAACUGUCGGCUGGAGGUCAUCAUCGAGGAGUCCUAUGAUUUUAAGAACACAGUGGAUAAACUCAUCAAGAAAACAAACUUGGCCUUGGUGAUCGGAACCCAUUCCUGGAGGGAGCAGUUUUUAGAAGCAGUGACAGUGAGUGCAGGGGACGAGGAGGAGGAAGAGGACGGGUCCCGGGAGGAGCGGCUGCCUUCCUGCUUUGACUACGUGAUGCACUUCCUGACCGUGUUCUGGAAGGUGCUGUUUGCCUGCGUGCCCCCCACCGAGUACUGCCACGGCUGGGCCUGCUUUGGCGUCUGCAUCCUGGUCAUCGGCCUUCUCACUGCCCUCAUCGGGGACCUGGCCUCCCACUUUGGGUGCACCGUGGGCCUCAAGGACUCUGUCAAUGCUGUUGUCUUCGUGGCACUGGGCACCUCCAUCCCCGACACGUUCGCCAGCAAGGUGGCGGCGCUGCAGGACCAAUGUGCGGACGCGUCCAUCGGCAACGUGACGGGCUCCAACGCGGUGAAUGUGUUCCUGGGGCUGGGCGUGGCC
Messenger RNA from Fukomys damarensis (Damara mole-rat), 2121 nucleotides. It is a transcript of the gene Slc8a2, whose product is annotated as solute carrier family 8 member A2. The record is from RefSeq and is a predicted model, not a curated record. The transcript has 13 exons. Gene Ontology annotation, biological process: sodium ion transmembrane transport; calcium ion import across plasma membrane; cell communication. Lineage: Eukaryota; Metazoa; Chordata; Mammalia; Rodentia; Bathyergidae. Gene Ontology annotation, cellular component: postsynapse; axon; sarcolemma. Gene Ontology annotation, molecular function: calcium:sodium antiporter activity. The annotation marks the transcript as partial.